Sinocyclocheilus rhinocerous is the source of this 2942-nucleotide messenger RNA. RefSeq names its product zinc finger protein 512B-like. Bases 275 to 2707 code for a protein of 810 amino acids. The record is from RefSeq and is a predicted model, not a curated record. The transcript is spliced from 18 exons. NCBI's taxonomy places the organism in Eukaryota, Metazoa, Chordata, Actinopteri, Cypriniformes, Cyprinidae. Gene Ontology annotation, molecular function: zinc ion binding.
UGUUCGGCUUGUGGGCAUUUGCAUCAGCUUGCUCUUUUUUCUUCCUCCUCCUUCUUCUUCUUCUUCAUCAUCAUCUUCCUCCGCGGAUACUCACAGCGGGGGACGUGAGUGUGGCUACCGACCGUGACGCCCGUGUGUCCGCGACUCCCCGCGCGUCAGGUGCGUUUGCCAUGUAAAGUCAAGCGGCGCGACGCGAGAGUAAAGGCUACAGCCUGACCCCACGUGGGUGACCCGCUCACCCGCUCACCCGCCAGUGUUGGGUGACUUUCCAGGCAUGGACACCUCCAGCGGUGCCCGGGUGGUGAAGCCUUCCUCGGGCUUGUCAAAAGGGCGCACUGCCAAACAGGCCCACCCCGCAGAGAUGGCCCGAAUGGGCAGCACUGAAAACGACAAUCACAGUUCCUCCUAUAAUGAGAAAUCAGAGGGUAAGAAGAAAGGACGCCCUCGCAUGGAGGUGCAGGAGCUGCGCAUUAUUCCCGCCCAUAUGAUGGUUCAGUGGAAAGAGGAGUUUAAGAGUCGUUCCAGGGUGAAAUGUCCAUGCUCAGGCUGCUGGUUGGAAUUCCCCAGUAUUUACGGACUUAAAUAUCACUAUCAGCGAUGCCAAGGGGCGACCAUAGCAGAGAAGCUGAGUCACAGAUGCCCGUACUGUGAGGCUGUGUUUGCCACCAAGGUGCGUCUUCAGAAGCACAAGCUGUGGAACCACCCAGAAAGGGUCACCAUGGAGACCAAGUCCGGGGUCACCUUGGACGCCAAAUCCGAUCACAAGUCCGAACCCAAACAACAGAAAAGCCCCGUGAAGCGAAAUGCCAAAAAAAGGCCCGUGGAGAACAGCCCUCCAUCACCCGUAUUUAUCAAGGUGAAGAAGACCCAGGAGGUGUCUCGGCCCUCACAGAAUGGGGAGUGCGCCCCCCAAAGGCCGGACAGGAAACAGCAGCAGGAGACAUCCGUAGACACUGGGGGCAGUGAGAGCGAGGGGGGCAGUCUACCCCCACCCUUCCCUGAGGAGGACCCUGAGAGAAUGAAGCACACCAGGGAGGAAGCAGAAAACUCCAAAGAAGUUCACCGGGGAGCAGCCGUCUAUUUCAGGAACAUUCGGUUUGAAAGUGAGUUACCAGGGAGGAAGCAGAAAACUCCAAAGAAGUUCACCGGGGAGCAGCCGUCUAUUUCAGGAACAUUCGGUUUGAAAGGAAUGAAUAAGGUGGAGGAGAAGUUGAAAGCAGGUCGGAUGAAGAGGGCGGAAGGGGCUUUGUUCACUGAGGAGUCCCAGAGGAAGCAGUCGGUUCAAGCUCCCACCAGAAAAGAAGCUGCUGUUAUUAGUUCAGUUUCCCCUGCUGAAGCCCAGUGGCAGAACACCAUCUCUGAGAGAGGGGAAGUGGUCUGUCCCACCUGCUCUGUCGUCACUCGCAAGACCGUCCACGGACUUAAGAAGCACAUGGAGAUCUGUCAGAAGCUGCGGGACGCUCUGAAAUGUCAGCAGUGUCAGAAACAGUUCCGAUCAAAAUCUGGACUCAAUUACCACAGCAUGGCUGACCACAUUAAGGGCUGUUCAGCUCAUUUCUCCAGUCUGAUGGGUUAUCAGUAUCAUCAGAAACGCUGUGGCAGAGAGCGGCCAGACAGACAGAAGCCUGUCUUCCUGUGCCAGCACUGUGGUAAGACCUAUCGCUCAAAAGCUGGCCGUGACUACCACCUGCGCACCGAGCAUCCCGUCACCGCCCUGUCCACACACUCGCUCAUAGCUGAGGACUGGAAACAGGAAGACAGUAAAGAUGAGGAGGAUGUGCUGGAGGACGAAGAAGAGGAGGAGGAGGAAGAGGAAGAACCUGUUCAAAUAAAGGGCAGAGAGAAGGCAAAGGAGAGAGUAGACGAGCCGGUGGAGAAGAUGGAGGAGAGGAAGGAGGAGAAAACAGAGGUGGAUGAGCUGCUGGAUUUGGAGAGGACGCCCAGCGGCAGGGUCCGCCGGCGCUCGGCUCAGGUGGCGGUGUUCCACCUGCAGGAGAUCGCAGAGGACGAGCUGGCCAAAGACUGGGGCACCAAACGACGCAUCAAAGACGACCUCGUACCAGACAUCAAGAGGCUCAACUAUACACGACCAGGUCUCCCCAACUUUAGCCCUGAAACUGUGAACAGCUGGAAGAACGAGGUGAAAGAAAAAGGAUUUAUCUGCUGCCCCAAUUGUAACUGCGAGGCUAUCUACUCAAGUGUAUCUGGACUUAAAGCGCACUUGGCAAGCUGUAACAAGGGAGGGGGCGACGUAGGGAAGUACACUUGUUUGCUCUGUCAGAAGGAGUUUAACUCUGAGAGUGGCGUGAAGUACCAUAUCAGCAAGACACACUCUCAGAACUGGUUUCGGGCGUCUACCAACGAGGUGACCAACAACAAGAAAAAAGAGCCAGAGAGCAAUGGCUUACAGAAGGACAUGAAAAACGUAGUGCCUGGGAAGAGGAGGGGACGAAAGCCCAAAGAGCACCACCUGGUGACAGCCCCUUUUCCAGCAGAGACUCAGAGCUACAGCCCAGCUCCAGCUCCGCUUCUACCCCAGACCGUAAGCCAAGCCCCAGAAAGCCAAACCCCCACGCCCAACCCCAUCACCAACACCCCAUCCACUCCCCCUGCCCCAGUGGACAGUGGGAAUCCAGCCCAAGCCAGAAACACAAAGCCCCCUAUAAAGAAACGAGGCAAAACUAAGAAAGCGCAGACCGCUGAGUAACACGGCUUUCAAUCCGUCAACACCAGAAGGGAUGCUUUCCGAACUACUCUGGAGAAAACUUUAGUCAAUUCGGUCACAGGAAUGAAGGAUGGCACAGAAGAACGAGCUCAGAAAGAUGAACGGCAGAACGAGGGGAUGAAAAACAGCAGAAAACAACAAUGAUAUGCUCUUGUAUUGAUUUCACACUGAUCUUUGUUGUUUUUUAAGCUGAGUAUAUACAUUGUGUGUGCUUGUG